AUGCCCGCAAUUCCGAGUUCUAGGUCCAGGACGCGGGAUCGGAACAACGUCCUGAGCAGACCCGAGUUCAUGUCCCUGAAUCAGCCUCUACGGUGCGUUAACUCUGAGACCCGGGGCACCGCAAGGCGACCGGACCCAACCCAAACACCAAGCAAGCCAACCGUGCGACCCGCAGGAACCUACCGACAGUGCCAACAAGGAACGGAAAGAGCCCGCGAAACUGCCGGAUGAGGACUGUAUCCAGCUGAACCCUUCCUUCAAAGGGAUAGCGAUGAGCUCCCUCCUCGCCAUUGACAUUUGUCUGUCCAAGCGCCUGGGGGUCUGCGCCUACACGUCGUCGUCUUGGGGCAGCGUUCGUUCCAUGAUCACCCUGCUCGAACUUACAGGGCACGGCAUCACGUGGAUCUUUGGCACUAUCAUAUGUCUGACAAGAAGUAAUACGCUGGCGGGACAAGAGGUCUUGGUCAAUCUAUUACUUGGUAAAUGCACUCCUCACUCUGUACCCAAAACACAUUGUGUAAUAAUUAUGUUAUUGAAUUGUAAGCUACAUGUGUGACAGCUCUUCUUUAAUGGCUUGGAUAUUAUAGUGUGUCUGUCAGUGCAUUUUUAAUAGGUGUAGCCCAGGGGUCCCCAACCCCUGGUGAAGCCUACUGAUAUGAUCACAUCUCCCUCUACUUCCUUAUCCCUGGGCCCAGGCCCUGUGUUAGGCCUAUAUAACCCAUGUCAAUAUAGGAUAUAUUUAUAGCAUGAUUGUUAACAACAUCUCACCAAAGGAUGUCAUUGUCCACCAGAAUGUGAUUUUAAAGCAUUCCAUGGUAGAGUAUCAGAAGCAGGUCAUUAUGAAAUCCUAACCCUCCAUGGUCUCUUCUCUCUCCAUCACCCAGUGUAGAACCAGGCCUGGGGAACAGGUGCAAGGCUUAAGGCUCCACACAUCACGUUUUGACUUUCGACUGAAGAACUAUAAGUAGACAUUUUAACAAGCCAGGGGCCUACAUCGAAAGACUCAGUGAAGUCAGUAUCAUUAAUGUCAAGCAUAGGCCUAUAUGAAGAUACAGGCCUAUACACUGCUUUGCACUUCUUAUUAUCCCCACUAUGGCAGCUGCUACAGAAGCUACAGUGGAAUAAUUUUCCAAAGUACCUUAUGAAAGUAAUACAUACUUUAUGAUACUUACUUCCUUGAUAUAAGAUCAAUAGGUUAUUUCCCUACAUUUGCUUUAGUCACACGAAUGUAACAUAGCCUACCUAUAGUGCGACCCUGAUUUCUCUAACUAGUGGUAAUGGAAUCCUCCUAGAUGGUGAACUCAUUUUAGGUGGUUAUUUUUACACACUUCUGCGAAGGAGAGCAGCUGACUAUCCCCCAGAUUGAUUUGAGUGAAUUAUGUAUUUCUCAGAACAAAUUGGGGCCACUGUGACAAAUUGUGAUUCUGUGUGUGUGUGUGUGUGUGUGGUGCGUGCGUGCGUGCGUGCGUGUGUGUGUGCGUGUGAUACUUCAAAAGUACUGUAGACCCACACACAUCCAACAGAUUGCCACAGGUGUGUGUAUUAUUCUCAUUUAGCUAUGUGUACUCCUACACACCCCUUUGCUAUCGUAGGCCCACCAUGUUGGCUGGUUCAUACCUGUGAAUUCACCAUGUUCCCUUUGACACCUGAAAGCCUGAGGUAUUUUAUUUUUGCUCCUGUGCCGGAUGCCUGGUUGCUUUGGGCUAGUGUGUGUGGAAGGGUUGUGUGUGUGGAGCGAUUACUCAGAAAAACACUGCAAAUCUGUGGACUGAAGCUGUAUUGUGUUCAGUCUAUAAUCUUUUUAAUUUGGGACAGUUUGGGAUAUUGUGUUUGGGGCAUUGUUCAGGUCAUUGUUCAGGUCAUUAAUAGUGAUCCAGGAUAGGAUAGGGAACCACUGUGUUUGAACAAACAUCCUGAUGAAGGCAAGCUGUGAAUGCAGGAUAAUUCACAAUAACACUUCUCUUUGACUUCAUUUUGCCAGGAAUAGACAGACAGUCAGAUAGACAGAUACACUAUGUGGACACCUGUUUGUUGAACAUCUCAUUCCAAAAUGAUGGGUAUUAAUAUGGAGCUGGUCCCCCCUUUGCUGCUAUAACAGCCUCCACUCUUCUGGGAAAGCUUUCCACUAGAUGUUGAAACAUUGCUGCAGGGACUUGCUUCCAUUCAGCCACAAGAGCAUUAGUGAGGUCGGGAACUGAUGUUGGGCCAAUUAGGCCUGGCUCGCAGUAUCCGUUCCAAUUAAUCCCAAAGGUGUUCGAUGGGGUUGAGGUCAGGGCUCUGUGCAGGCCAAUCAAGUUCUUCCACACCAAUCCCGACAAACCAUUUCUGUAUGGACUUCACUUUGUGCACGGGGGCAUUGUCAUGCUGAAACAGGAAAGGGCUUUCCCCAAACUGUUGCCACAAAGUUGGAAGCACAGAAAAAUCUAGAAUGUUAUUGUAUGCCGUAGCGUUAAUAUUUCCCUUCGCUAGAGCUAAGGGACCUAGCCCGAACCAUGAAAAACAGCCCCAGACCAUUAUUCCUCCUCCACCAAACUUUACAGUUGGCACCAUGCAUUUGGGCAGGUAGCGUUCUCCUGGCAUCCGCCAAACCCAGAGUCGUCUGUCGGACUGCCAGAUGGUGAAGCAUGAUUAAUCACUCCAGAGAACGCGUUUCCACUGCUCCAGAGUCUAAUGGUGGCGAGCUUUACACCAUUCCAGCUGACGCUUGGCAUUGCACAUGGGGAUCUUAGGCUUGUAUGCGGCUGCUUGGCCAUGGAAUCCCAUUUCAUGAAGCUACCGACGAACAGUUAUUGUGCUGACAUUGCUUCUAGAGGCAGUUUGGAACUCGGUAGUGAGUGUCGCAACCGAGGACAGAUGAUUUUGACAUGCUAUGCGCUUCAGCACUCGGCGGUCCUGUUCUGUGAGCUUGUGUGUGUGGCCUACCACUUCACGGCUGAGCCGUUGUUGCUCCUAGACGUUUCCACUUCACAAUAACAGCACUUACAGUUGACCGGGGCAGCUCUAGCAGGGCAGAAAUUUGACGAACUGAGUAGUUGGAAAGGUGGCAUCCUAUGACGGUGCCACGUUGAAAGUCACUGAGCUCUUCAGUACGGGCCAUUCUACUGCCAAUAUUUGUCUAUGGAGAUUGCAUGGAUAUGUGCUCGAUUCUAGACACCUGUCAGCAACGGGUGUGGCUGAAAUAGCCGAAUCCACUAAUUUUAAUGGGUGUCCACAUUUUGGCCAUGUAGUUUAUAUCGGUAGAAAUAUACAUAUUUUUUUGCUUUGAACGGCAUCAUACAGUACAUAACAUUCUAGACUUGUAAAAUCCAUGGCUUGGUUCUCCUCCUCCCUUACCUUCAGUAGUUUUGAGGUGGGCUGUAUCAGGGGGCAGAGCUGUGUCCUGUUGUUGGUACCAGUUGCUUUCCAAGCGGCUCAGCACUGUGUCCCAACUGUCCCAGAAUGACCCCAAUGUACCACAUACUCACUUCCAUGCUGUCCAUUUUCCUCUCUCUGCCUAAUUUCAAUUUUCCCCACCUUCCAUUUCCUUUUUCAUCCUUAACUCAGUUCUUUAUUCCCAUUCUUCCAUUCUUCCUUACUUCCUGCCUUCCUUCAUCCCCCCCCAUGUUAUGUAAUGUUAAUGGUCGGUGACCACUGUGAAUUCUUUAAUUGCUAAAAGUUUACUUUACGACAGAACUAGGGGGUUAUUUGUGUGUGGGUGUACAGGAAGAAGACAGCGUAAUCAAUGUUGUAAUCCUGAGUCCUGACAGAUUCCACAGGGUGGGGUGGUAGCUGGGUGAUCAAAAAUGAAAGGUGGUGAUUGUGGGGAUAUUUUGGGCUGCACAAAGAGGGUUGGAUGCUUUUAAAAUGAGGUCUGCAGAAGACAUGACUGAAAAUAUAAACGUUUAGGGCUGGAUCAAGUCAAUCAUAUUCAAAUAAUUAAUAAGUAUCUAUAUCACACCCAAGCAUAAUUAAGUACGUCUAUUAUACAUCUAUUACCAGUUUAUUACAGUCUUAUUACACAGGUUUGAGGAGGAAAUCGUUUCUAUCUCAGUAUUUCACUUGCAAAUACUCAAAUAACUACACAGACAGCCAAGUGCACAUAAAUUAAGCCAAAGCUGAACUAACUAUAAGCUAAGAGCUCUCCCAGUUCUGUGCUAUCUUCCAGACCUAUUUAGAGAGUAACUGGGCUGCUAGCCUGAUAAUGUGGCCCAUUGGGAUGCUGUAGCAUAGAGGCUCAAACAUUCUGAUCACAUACAGGGAAGAGAGGGGGUUGCGGUGAUGCACUACUGUUCCACAAACUCUCGUCUCUUCUUUAAAUCCACUGCGGCAUUUCUGGGGUAUCGCCUGGCCUGCCUCAUUGCUUAAUCACUGAUGCUUAGCCCUGUAACAGAUAUGGAGCAAAUUACAUAACUGAAAAUGUGGCCCAUUUGUUUUUGACUACUGAUAUUGUAUGUUGUGGUUUACUGCCCUGUGGUUAAUUUAUCUAAUUGGGCUUUUUCAUGCAACAUUGUUUAAAAAGAAAUCCUCCCUCCUCAGCCCUCUUACUUGACAUCAUGACCGUGGCCGGUGUCCAGAAGCUGAUCAAACGCAAAGGACCCUGGGAGAUGACUCCGGGCUUCCUGGACUACUGUGCCAUGGACGUGUACUCCUUCCCGGCGGCCCACGCCAGCCGCGCCGCCAUGGUGUCCAAGUUCCUGCUUUCCCACCUGGUCCUGGCCGUCCCACUACGCAUCCUGCUGGUGCUCUGGGCCUUCCUGGUGGGCAUGUCCAGGGUGCUGCUUGGUAAGCACCACCUGACCGACAUGGCGUGCGGCUUCGCCCUGGGCCUGCUGCACUUCAGCCUGGUGGAGACGGUGUGGCUGUCGUCCAGCGCCUGUCAGACCCUCAUCUCUAUAGGGACCCUCAGCUGGAGUCCCUUCUACUGA
Coregonus sp. 'balchen' is the source of this 4904-nucleotide messenger RNA. Lineage: Eukaryota; Metazoa; Chordata; Actinopteri; Salmoniformes; Salmonidae. The record is from the annotation of a GenBank genome assembly.